AUGAAUACUGGAGGCAGAUCGAAUCUAACAAUGAUCUCUAUGAAAAAUUAUAUUUUUAAAUUUUCUUUAUCCUUAUUAUUAUGUUUAUUAUUUUUUGAGAGAAAUUCUUUAUAUAUUAAUUCUCAAUUUGAAUGGAUCGAAUAUGAUAAAAUUGAUGAAAUAAUGGAACGUAUUAAUAAUGUAAAUAGUGGAAAUUGUUUUCAAAAACAACCAAGUGAACUUGUAUUACCCGAAGAAAGUGUCUUUCAAAAACCUUCUAUUGAAAUGUUAAAAAAAGAUAUCAUUAUGAGAAAUCGAACACAGUUGUUGCAUGUUAGAAAUAUAGCUCAUCGUAAUGCUUUAUUAUACAGUUAUUUAUUUCAACGUUUAUUCGAUUUUGAAGAGCCUGGUCUAACAUAUAUAUUGUUACAUAAUGUAGCUGAUGUCACGGGUGGUUUAAGUUUAAUUAAUGGUAGUGGAAUAUUUUUUGAUCAAGAUAAAUAUUAUCCACAUUGGUACAAAAAUUAUUUUAACAAAACGAUACCCUAUUUUGGUCCUUAUGCGUGGCGUGCGGAUGACUUUUAUGAUGCAUUCAACUGGAAAAACGAAUGGACAAAUCAGACAAUACAAGAAGAAGAUAUUGGAGCGGGUAGAAAUCGGCAAUAUACCAGUCGAUAUAAUCGAGGAAAUGAAUGGUAUAGUAAAUGGUUACCGGAUCAAACAAGAAAUGAUCAAGGGAGAGGUAAACCUGUUCACACUGUUCAACUUUACUUGGCAGAACGGAUGUAUAAAUUGCGUGAUAUGCCAGAAAAUAUUGAAUUUUAUGGUCCACCGCAUCCCGAAGAUCCACAAGGUCCAACGAUUUGGACUAAACCCUAUUUUGAUUGUGGUCGUUCGAAUAAAUGGAUAAUCAGUGCUGUAUCACCCAUCGUCGAUAUUUAUCCAAGACAUACGGAAUAUCGUCACUUACAAGCCAUGCGAAAUUUGGGUGUGGCCGUGACUGAUGUUGAUUUUAUCAUGUUAGAUAUUAAUCAAUGUGAACAAAAUUCAAUGGGAAAUACUCAGUCAAAUGAUCCACAAUCAAAAUCGCCAAAUAUGUUUGGUGGAACAGAUAAAUGUAAAGAAACAACACGUUGUGAACCAUUGUUUGGAUUUGGUUUUCGUCGUGGUGGCUAUCAAUGUUUAUGCAAGCCAGGAUAUCGAUAUCCUCCAUAUCAAGAUGGGCCGUUUAAAGGUUACGUAAUUGAAAAGGCAACACGAGAAGAGUAUGCAACUAAUUUUGAUUGUUUAAGAGUCGAUUUAUAUCAGCAGAUUCCAUUCAAUGUUUUUGAUUCAAAUGUUGAAAUUCGUGCGUCGAAUUCACGUCGACGUCGUUCGAUAAAUGAUGAAAAUGCGACUAAUAAACCUCAGUUAGCCACCGAUGAUGAUGAUAAUGAAGAUAUACGUAACAUAGUAGAUCCAACUACCGAGACACCGUCAUUUGCUUAUUUUAAUCAAACAAAGAUGCCUGCCAUCUCUGACUCAUUAUUUCACGUCAAUCCAUUAACAAUGUUAUCAUCUGUAUCCACGUAUUCAACUUCUGUGUUGAAAUCUUCUCUGGUACAAUUAGCUUACAUGUCUGGUCAAUUAGUCACAGGUUAUGAUGAUGAUAAUAAUGAUAAUCCAAAUUCGAAUAAAAACGAUAAUGUAAAAAAACGUCGUUCAAAACGCUAUGCUUAUGAGCGUACACCACGUGUUGCCGCUAUAUUUCAAUUAUAUGAUGCACUUCAACGUGAUCCAAAUUUGUGUGAAAAAAUGACUGAAGAUCAAUUAACAUUACCUGGUGAUGUGUUAUAUGAUAUCGAUGUACAAUUUGAAUCACAAGCUCGCUUGGCACUAACAUUGUCACAUUUCCUUUCAAGUUUUUAUCAAGUUGUUAAUCCAGAUGAAGAUUUUCCAUUGAGAAAAGCUGAACUGGAAUUGACGAGUGAACAAUUGAUUGGUGAAGUAUUAGCAGCUGCAGGAGCAGAUUACAAAUUACAAGGAGUUGGAAUAUUUUUUGAUGUAAGUUCGCGUGGAAAAUUUAGAAAUCAUCAUCUCCCAUAUUUUGGUCCGUAUGCUUAUCGAGCUGACAGUGAUGUUAGUCGAAAAUAUGUAGUCCUUGAUACUGCUGGUUUGCCUGAUGGAUAUGAAAAUGAAGUUUGGUUCAAAACGAUGAAAGCACGUUGGGCAACAAAUGCGGAUCGAUCUGAAUUACGAGAAUAUUGGCUCAAAUUACUUAUACGUAGUGAUUAUGUAGGAAAUGCAUUGGUUCAUCAUGAAUCUGGAUUUCCAUUAUACUCUUAUGCACCAGAACUAAAACAUGGUCAAUGGUUUCCACCAGUAUUUCAGUGUAAUAGAAAUAAUACAGUACCACGAAGUUGGAUAGUUACUUAUGCUGUACCAUUUUUUGGCCUUGAUGUUCUUGGUAUUAAUCUUGAGUUUAAAGGAGUUGUUCGAGUGGAUGCUUAUCUUGGUUAUUUGGAUAUUAAUCAAUGUCAAAUGCCACAUUAUGUACCUAAUGCAUUCAAAGGAAGUGAUCGCUGUGAUUAUCAAAGUACUGUGUGUGAACCAAUUAUGGGUCGUAAAUUUCUAUUGGGCAAAUAUAAAUGUCGUUGUCGACCAGGCUAUGAAUAUCCGUUUUUAGAUCAAAAUGAUUUUUUUAAUGGAGAUCAAAUGAAUAAAGAAUGGGAUAUCAUGAUUAACAAUAGUUCAAUGUGGAGCAGAUUUGAUCAAUUAAAAUGUCGUAUUGCUGUUGCCAGUUCAAUUUCAUCAACUAAUCUGAUUUUAUUGACUUUAACCAUAUUGUUUUCAUUAUUUAUUCGAAUGAAUUAA
This is a messenger RNA of Didymodactylos carnosus, 2832 nucleotides long. Lineage: Eukaryota; Metazoa; Rotifera; Eurotatoria; Philodinida; Philodinidae. The record is from the annotation of a GenBank genome assembly.